ACAUUACUGAUAAGAAAUUAAACAUUCUGUAAUGUUUAGUAUAGGUAUUCGUGAAAAAUAGAUAGUGUACAGUAACUACUUGAUUUGUUUUAAACUUAUUCAUAAUAUUUUUCUACAAAGAUGCCUCUUGGUGAAGAUGACAAGGAACAAAGCCAGAAGGAUUCCCUGAAGGCCUUUAUUGAUUCCAAAAUCAAGAGUGACGAUGUUGUUAUAUUUUCAAGAACGGUGUGUCCUUAUUGUGACAUGGUUAAAAACAUAUUUAAGGAGUUAGACCAGAAGUGUACAGUUAUUGAACUAGAUGACCGACCAGACUACAAGGCCUUAAUGGAUGUGUUCAUGGAGAUGACGGGGGAAAGGACUGUACCUCGGGUAUUUAUCAAAGGAAAGUGUAUAGGAGGAGCUAACAAGACCAACAUGAUGUAUCAUAAUGGACUAUUACACCAAAAACUUAAAAUUAAAGAGACAAAAACUGACAACUGAGUCAAUGUCUUUUGAUCAUCAUCUACUGUUUUGUAAUAGUAAAAUCACUUUUGAUUUGUCAUUUACACAAUGUUUCUUUUACUCUAGGUAAUAAAGAUUCUCUGAGAGAUUUUGUCAAUACUCAUGUCAACAGCGAGGAUGUUGUCAUUUUUUCCAUAAAAACUUGCAGAUUUUGUGCAAUGGUAAAAAAUAUAUUUGUAAAGAUGAACUACAAGUACAAAGCCGUUGAACUGGACGACAGGCCGGAUUUUAAGGAGCUAAUGGAUGUCUUCAAUGAAAUGACAGGGGAAAACUCUUUACCUCGAGUGUUUGUGAAAGGAGAAUGUGUUGGAGGAGCUUAUAAAACAAACAGUAUCUUUGUUAAUGGAGAUUUACACAGAAAACUUGGUAUGGAAGAACCUCUAAACAGGCAUAUGGAAGGUUUCAUUGAUUUCUAGCUUUCUUACCUCAAUAU
Macrosteles quadrilineatus (aster leafhopper) is the source of this 934-nucleotide messenger RNA. RefSeq lists its product as uncharacterized. Bases 121 to 480 code for a protein of 119 amino acids. Gene Ontology annotation, molecular function: glutathione disulfide oxidoreductase activity. The transcript has 2 exons. Gene Ontology annotation, biological process: cellular response to oxidative stress. NCBI's taxonomy places the organism in Eukaryota, Metazoa, Arthropoda, Insecta, Hemiptera, Cicadellidae. The record is from RefSeq and is a predicted model, not a curated record. Gene Ontology annotation, cellular component: cytoplasm.